GUUCUUCAAGAGCAGCUACAUGCAGUUGCCAGCUUCCCUCCAUGUGGUGCCCCAGCAUGCCCUGUGCUGGCGAUGCCACACAUACCAUUCAUCUGCCCUGGAGAAUGGAGCCUACCUCUAGGGGCACCAAUGCCUCUGCUCUGGAAAAAGACAUUGGUCCGGAGCAGUUUCCAAUCAAUGAGCACUACUUUGGAUUGGUCAAUUUUGGGAACACCUGCUACUGUAACUCCGUGCUGCAGGCAUUGUAUUUUUGCCGGCCAUUUCGGGAAAAUGUGUUGUCAUAUAAGGCCCAACAGAAAAAGAAGGAAAAUCUCCUGACUUGCCUGGCAGAUCUUUUCCACAGUAUUGCUACUCAGAAGAAGAAAGUUGGAGUUAUUCCACCAAAGAAGUUCAUAUCAAGGUUACGAAAAGAGAAUGAUCUCUUUGACAACUACAUGCAGCAGGAUGCACACGAGUUUUUAAAUUACUUGCUGAACACCAUCGCAGACAUUUUGCAGGAGGAGAAGAAACAGGAAAAGCAAAAUGGGAAAUUGAAAAAUGGCAACAUGAAUGAACCUGAAGAGAACAAUAAACAAGAACUCACCUGGGUGCAUGAGAUUUUUCAGGGAACACUGACUAACGAAACUAGAUGUUUGAACUGUGAAACCGUUAGUAGUAAAGAUGAAGAUUUUCUUGACCUUUCUGUUGAUGUGGAGCAGAACACAUCAAUUACACACUGUCUAAGAGACUUCAGUAACACAGAGACAUUAUGUAGUGAACAGAAAUACUACUGUGAAACUUGCUGCAGUAAACAAGAGGCACAGAAAAGGAUGAGAGUAAAAAAGCUGCCAAUGAUUCUUGCCUUACACCUCAAGAGAUUCAAGUACAUGGAGCAAUUGCACAGGUAUACUAAGCUGUCUUAUCGUGUAGUAUUUCCUCUGGAGUUGCGUCUCUUCAACACAUCUGGUGAUGCUGUCAACUUGGAUCGGAUGUAUGACCUGGUAGCUGUUGUUGUUCACUGUGGGAGUGGACCGAAUCGGGGGCAUUAUAUUACUAUUGUGAAAAGUCAUGGAUUUUGGCUCUUGUUUGAUGAUGACAUUGUAGAGAAAAUAGAUGCUCAAGCUAUUGAAGAAUUCUAUGGUCUGACCUCUGACAUAUCAAAAAAUUCUGAGUCUGGUUAUAUUUUAUUCUAUCAGUCAAGAGAGUGACUUGGCAAACUGUGAUAAUGACGCACAACAAUGCUGCACGCAAGGAAGGUGAUCUACCCCCAUGAACUGACUUUUACACAGACCACAUCUUGUAUUGUUGAACAACAAUAUAUUCUGCCUCCUAUUAAAUGAUCUAUGUGGCGUUGACUAUAACCAUUUUUGACACAUGAAACUUUAUUUUAGAGAGGGGGAUUGUUUGUUUGUUUUUUUUUUUAAGUCUGACAAAAAGUUAAUUGCAGUCAGAUUUUAGUGGAAUUUAUAUGGACUAACAUUUACAGAUAAUAAGAUUUGAAUGUCAACUAUUAAACCCAAUCAAGCUAGAGUAGUAUUUUUUAUGGAAGUGUUCAUUGUGUUUAGGGCAAAUUGUUUAAAACCUUCUAAAUGGCUUUGGAGUGUGUUGACUUACAAAGCAUUCCUUUAAAUACCUUCUGACAUGUAGUUACACAUUUUAAGUGUAAAGAAAAAGAAAUCUGUUUCAUAAUGAUUGGAAUUGUGGUUGCAUAGGGGAUUUUGUUGCAUGCUACUCUGCAGUGCAAGAGGAUAUUCUUCCCAAAUCAUUUAAGCUUUGGGUUAUGAAAACUGUUAAGUGCAUAACCCUAAGCCUAAAGUUCACAUAAAGAGAUUUAAAUUACAGUGGAACUAAGUAAUAUUGUGUGUCCAGUCACUGUGUUUAUCACAAGAUAGUACAGAUGAGGUGAGAUUUCAGAACUUGCAGAGAAUUGGGAUAAGUGGAAAGAGAUGACACAUAUGACACAGAGAAAAAGUGCAUUUAUAGAGAUGACCUUAUCUUUCUGUUAAAACAAUGCAAUACAUUGAGUUUUCAGACUUACCAACGCUGCUCAUGUAAAACAUAUCCAUUAUGGCUGAAAUUACAUAGUCCAGUUAAAAAUGUGUUGUUGGUACAAUACAUAGUACAAGGCUCAAUCCUGCAGUUUGCUGAAUACCUGUAGGGUCCCAUUUGCAUUUUUCAGGACACAGUCCUUUUGUUAGCCACAUGGAGAAUUUUUAAAGUUACAUAGCAACCCCUAGUUUACACACACUUUUGUGUAUUUAUCAUCACUAGCGUUUUGGCCAGGGUUGACAACAUUCAGGUCACCACAAAAACAGAUGGGGGUCAGAAGGGUGUGAUUUUAAAAACAUCAAAGGGCUUAGUGCAAGUGCUUGUGAUUUUAUUGGCACUAGUCAUGUACUGGUUAAUAAAAUUGCUGUACACACAUACUGGAAUUUGGCAAAGAAAGAAGGUAGAAGAAAGUAUCAAUAGGGUAUGAGAAGGAAUAAAUAGUAGGUUGAGGCAGUGGUAACGCUGCAUAACUGGCUUACUUGAUUUGACCCGUGUAGGCUGUUAUAUAAUUCGUGAACUUCAGUAGCCAAAUUCCAAUCCCAAUGUAGUCAACAGCAAAAACCUCCUGUUGUCUGCAAGGGGAGUAGGAGCUGGUUCCAGUAUUUAGAAGGAAAUAUUCUCAACUUACAGUAUUUAUUUUGAUGUAUUAUAUUUUAAUUCACUCUCUUACUGUAUUUAUUAGACAAUGUUGCUUUUGAUACUUCUUCUCUUUUAGAAGCCUGCCUGUCUCAGAGACUCCAUUUCAAGAAAUGUUUUUUGAAGCAGAGCUAAUUCUUAUAUUUUGGUUUUCUGUAGGAGAGGGAAUUCAUUGUAUUUUCGUUGUAAUCUGCUGUGAAUGUGAAAUAUCUUUUGUUAAAUUAUGGUGAAAAUGAAAUAUUAGCUUCUAGAGUAACACAAGUUGAAGAUCAGUUGGAUUUAUUGAUAGCAAUUUUGUAAACCAAGGAAAAAUAGCACUUUACGCCGAAGGAAAAACAAAACUGAACUUUUCAUUAGCAUGAUUUGAGAUUUAUCAUGUUGUUAUAUUGAUGCAAGAAAGCAGAUGUAUAAUGUAACCUUAGAGUACAGACUUGGAUGAAUAAUUGCAGUAGUCUACAGAGAUCAUUCACACAAAUAAAGGUUGUUAUGUAGGCUCAGGGCAAGCAUAAUUGGUAGGCAAUUCCAGUUCUUUUAUCAAUGGCGGAAUGCAAAUGUUCUGUCUUUAACACAGAAGACAAACAUCUUACAGGAGACUUCAGGUCUCACUGAGACCCAUGAAUAUUUCCACCGGAAAACUCAAUCUAUAGGUGUUUAAUAAUAAAUCCUUUUUUUAAUGGAUUUAUUCAUGAGCAUUUAGAAUUUCCGUAUAAAAAAUAUAAUAAUCACUUGGCUUUUAAAACAUGAAUAUUUCCUGGCUGUGACUAAACACACUUUCUAGAUCAGCAUUAACCAGUGUUGGUCAGAGGAUCCAUACUUCACAGUUUACUGCCAAACAUUCUUAGGGUAUUCUUCAGUUUUAAAACAAGCAACAAAAAAGAUAUCUUUAAUGUAUUGUUUCAGUGUUUAGGGCAAUGUUUCAAUAUUUGUAUGAACAGUACUUUUACAUUAAAAUAAUUUUAAAAUCAGUUCAAUUUUAGGAAAUGCUUUUCAGAUUUGGAUUGACUUAUCUGAGAAUUGAUUUUUUAAUGUUAAUAAAAUGAAGUAGUAUUUAAAUACUAAAGCAUAGGAUAUUGAUCUUUGUUACUCUCUGACUACUCUAGGGUGUAAAACAUACAGAAAAUUGCAAUAUGUUAUUUGACAGUAAAACGACUAGAGUAAGCUUUUUUUCAUAAAGUAUGAAAAAACAUUUUAAAAAAUAAAGUACCUAACUUUUCUGUUUAUAAAUGAGAAGAGAUGGAAAAUAUACAGCAAAGUGUUGGAAGGGUUCUUAAAGCAGGAGUUUGUGCUAGUCUGCAAAAAGAUUACAGCAGUGGACCACUGUCCAAAAUGAGUGGCCUGACCUCAACUCUAAAAAGUCGUGGAAAGUAUAUAAUGCUGAUCCUCACUUUUUGCUAACACGGGCUAAAUUAAGGAGCAUUUUCUUUUGAUCUAAAAAAAUUGCAGUUACAAUUCUGUAAGUCAUCUCCAGCCUACAGUAUGCUGAAUAUCUUCAUUCUAGUCCAGCAAAAGCUGUCCGUCACAGCUAUGUGAAUAGUUCCACUCCAGCCAGCACAGCUUCUCAUCUACAUCAAAUCUACAAAAAAAGUGCAUUCGCAAGAGUUUUGCAGAAAACCCAUGAUGUAAAGUAUUUCAGUUGAUUAAAUAAAAUGUAAUCCUUUUUCUCUUAUGCAGUAUGAGAUAUAGAUUUCCAGUACCUUAUGAAAGAAUGGAAAAAUAUCUAGGACAAUCAAAGCUUUUCAGCUAGCAGCUAGAAAAUAAAGUUGUAGCAGAGAUGCCAGAUAGUAUUCUCUGCUUCCCUAAAAUGACUGUUUUUGUGGUAUUAGGUUCUCAGUGUAUUAGGCCUAAGGAUAUCUGAAGCUCAUUACUUGUUUCACAUGCUGCUGCAUGAGAUAUAUUGUCCGUUUACAAAUCUUAUUACUAUGUUCUUACUUAGAGAAUAGAAUAUUUUUGUCCUGUGCUGUUCUUCCACUAAACCAAACAAAGUCCUGCAGUGCUGGUGAAUCAGUUAUGUUAGAGAAUGAGCUCAGACCUGAACUUCUAUGUUUCACAGAACAGACUGUCAGGAUUUUACGUAAUUUCUAUUUUUGGGACGGAGCAGAGGGAGGCGGAAGAGGGGAGUGAUGGAGAAGCCUCAUCAGUGAAAGCAGAACACCUUGUUGAAAUAUGUCCCACAAUUACUCCUUUUUAUUCUAUUUUAAUAAUUUAAAGUUACUGCAGAUCAGUAGAUUACAUCUUAAUGUGUUGUUCCUUCAGCAGUUGGAGUAAAGGAAAAGAAAAAGUCACAGGUGUUCCUUUGUAUUAGAUUUAAUAAAGAUAUUAAAGACCUAACUAAGCUGAAACUGGAAUUCAGCUGUAUGGUGGGUUUUGAAGUGCUACCAUACCUUUCUUUUAUCCUCAGACAUUAUGUUUCAUUCACCUCAUUCACUUGGGACCUGAACUGACAACUUGCAGCUGCCAGUGAUUUGAUGCCUCUUAGCAGCAGAGUCUUCUUGUUUUGCGCCUUUUCUGCUGCUUCUGGUGGGGAGGUUUGAACAUUACCUGUUAUAACUGAAUGUGUAUAAGACAUUUUAAGGGGUUCUAUCUUUGUAUCUGCUUUACCUUAGUACUUUUUUAACAGGGUUUGUUUUAAUUUAUUUCUCUUUUUGUUGCUCACUUCCUGUAUCUGUAUAAUAACUUAUGUAGCUAAUAUUAUCAGCCUUCUGUUUUUA
Molecule: messenger RNA, 5372 nt
Organism: Struthio camelus australis
Lineage: Eukaryota; Metazoa; Chordata; Aves; Struthioniformes; Struthionidae
Source: RefSeq, a predicted model, not a curated record